AUGGCUCGGGCGCAGCCCGAGACGCUGGACAUCGCGGAGAGCCAGGUCUGCAUCGCGUUCGACGGCGACCCGAACUUCCGAUGGCAUCACCGAGUUUUACUGAUCUACCUGCUGAAGCUGGACGAGUAUCGAGUGGUCGCCCUGGCACGGGCGGCCGUGUUCCCGCCGAGGGUUCGAGGCCAGGUCUACGCGUUCGGAGCUCUCUCGGACGCCGACCUGGCCAACCUGCGGCGCGACGGGCGCAACUUCGCGAAGGUGCUGGGCUUCCCCCUCCCCGCCGUGCAGCCUGGGGUCGAGGUCCCUCGGUGGAUCGUCGCGGACCCGGCGAGCGACCACUUCGGGGAGGAGCUGAGCCUGGAGCUGAUCACCUCGGCCGAGCGGUUCAUCAGCCGCGACGCGGUGGCUCUCGUGAUGCUGUCCGACGCCGAGGGCUGGGUCGCCGCCGAGAGCGUGCAGCUCAGCGACGAGCCGGACUGGAAGGCGGAGAAGAGGGCUGGCCCAGGCAGGGGCCGCCGCGUGCUGCCGCAGACGGGCGUGUCUGCGCAUACCGUCUCACUGGCGCAGCUGGCGGCCCUCCUGAAGAGCGUGGACGUGGAGGACUGGCCGCUCGAGGGGCCCAAGGCUCUCGUCGAGUGCUUGGCCGCAGUGGUCUCGCCUGGGCACUCGGUCUCGUCGCACUGGGGCUUCUGGGUGGCCCAGUCGGGGGUCUCGCGCGGCAGCGCCGUGGCCCAGGAGCUGAAGAACAUCGCAAGGCCGGGGCUGGGCCGGCUGGCGCUGGAUAGCAAGCCAGGCGGCCCGGCGCCCCUGGCGGCCGCGGGGAGCGUACCGCUUUGCCUCGGUAUAAGGACAGGGAGCGCCGACAUCGCUCAGGAGUCGAGCGUCAAGGACGUGCUCGACAACUUCGACGCGACCGUCGUCCGCCCGCUCUCCGAGCUGCCAGAGGACGAGCCGCUGGUGCAGCCGCAUUGGGACCCGCAGCUCGACCCACGCCGGCGCGGCACGCGCCCGGCGCUGGCGGCCUUUCUUCGUGCGCUGGCUGGCCGAGGGCUCGUCGGAGCUCGGGCCCGUCGGAAGUCGUGCAUCUCCGCCUCCUUUGUUCGCAAGAAGAACGGCGACCAGAGGAUGGCGCUGGAUGCCCGGCAGGCCAACCAGCUGCAGCGCCUCCCGCCCAAGACCGUGCUCGCCUCGGGUGAGGCGCUCGCGGCGAUCAACCUCGUGGACGCCACCGACCUCAGCCCGGACGACCUCGACAUCGUGACGACCGGGGGCGACCUGGUGGCCGGCUCGGUGGACCUGCUGCAGAUGGACGCUGGCGAGCUCGGGGUGACGCAGCUCUAUGGCGAGGAGCUCGGCCGCUACGUCGACAUCAGUCCCGACACCCGUGUCUGGCCCUGCUUUGAGGCCCUUCCUAUGGGGUGGUCAUGGGCUCUGUGGACUUGCCAAGAGGUCCUGAUCGACACCAUGGGCACCGUCUUCGGCGACAAGGACUCCUGGUGCCUGGACAAGGGCAAGCCGCCUUCCCUGCUGAACGGGGGGGUUGCUCACGCGCCCUAUGUCGACAACGCGAACCUCAUUUCCCUGGGCGCCGGCGAGCUCGACCGGCGCCUCGGCGCCGUCGCGGACGAGCUAGACAAGAGGGGGCUCCGCUGGCACGAGUUGCAGCAUGCCACCUCGUCGCAGGGCAUCCUCGGUCUCGAGUUCGACGGCCGACAUGGUCGUCUUCGCCACACGUCACGGCGGGCGUGGCGCCUGUACCUUGGCCCGCACAAGGUAGUACUACGCAGGCCAAGGCUCGCCCGCUGGCAGGUCAGGAGGCUGCUCAGACACAUCGUGCACUACUUCAGCAUCAUGCGGCCCGCCCUCAGUGUGCUGGGGGAGUCCUAUGCCUAUCUCGAGUCGGGGCCUAUGGAGGGCGUCUCCCGCCUGCCGUCCAGCGUCUUGACGGAGCUCCGCUGCGCUGCCGGGCUCGUGUUCCUCGGCCAGGCGGAGCUCUUCGGGCACGAGGUCCUCGACGCUUCGCGCUGGCGCGAGAGGCAGCGCUUCAGCGAGGUCGAUGUCGCUGGCGACCCCGAUAAGGACGUCUACCUCGGCCGUGCCGCGGGGCUGGCCGACGUCUCCGACCUCUGCUGCGACGACCUCGGCGUCGCCGAUGCGGGACGUCCCCGCAGGCAGGCGCGUGCUCGCCGCCGGCGCCAGGAGAUGGAGGUGGGCCGCCCCGCGCCCGAGCUGGCUCCCGAGCUGGUCGACCCGCAGCGGUGGGCCGAGGCCUUCCGAGGCGCGUGGCGGCAUCCCGGCCGCAUCCACAGCUUGGAGGCCCGCGCCUCUGCGAUCGGGCUAGGCGCAGCCGCGCGCCAGGUCAAUUGCCACGGGGCCGAGCUGCUGAGCCUCUCGGACAAUUUGUCCAGCGUCCUGUCGUUCGAGAAGGGCCGCGCCAGCAAUCGGGAGCUUCUCGCACAAUGUCGUCGGGCCGGCGCCCUGCAGCUGGGUGCCGAGAUCACGUGGCGGGUGCGUCACGUUCCAGGAUGCGUGAACGUUGCUUGCCCGCCGGCGCCCGGCAGGUGGUCUCCUGUCGUGGGAGCCAGCGGCGGCCCGCCCUGUCUCGGGCCUGCGGAGCCCGAGCCCCUCAUCACCAGCGUUGCCUUCGCGACUCGGCCGUCGCCGAGCCGCGUCUCCAGGCCUCCAGGGCUCGGAGAGAAACCUAUCGAGUGCACGGGGCAGUGCAGCGAGGUCGUCCGCGUCAUCGACGAGUCAAGGUCCCCAGGCUGGGUCAUCAAGCUCUUCGGCCCGCCCUCGGGCACGCGCAGGGCCUCGUCAAUGGUGCUCCUCAGGGUCUUCGUCUCAGACCCCGCUCUCGUCAGCUUCGCCGCGCGGGUGCUCAAGAUCUGCCGGAAGCUGAACAUCUUCGUGCUCUUGGAGAACCCAGGCCCCAGCCGGGUCUGGCGCUGGGCGCCCCUGGAGAAGGAGCUCCGGCACCACAAGCCGGGCAAGGUCGUCUACGACUCUUGCCGCUUCGGGGCCCCCUUCAAGAAACCAGGAGCUGUCGCCGGCACGCUGCCGGGCCUGGAGCUGCUGGGCCGCCAGUCCGCCUAUGGCCGAGCCACGCCCAGAGACCUCGCGACUUGGGAUGGCGUCCUGGCAGCCACAGCGGGCGAGGUUCCGGCGGGGGCCAGGCGCAAGGCCGCCGGGCGGGCGGCGGCAGCGGUGACUCGGGCCGAUCAGCAACGGCAAGCCCGCCGAGCGCCUCCUGGCGACUUCCUGCGUAUGGCCUCGCUGCGUCCUGCGACCCUGACCAAGUACCAGCAGGCCGUCGCCGACUUCGAGGAUGCGCUUGCGGGCUGGUUGGCCAAGACGCCUCGGCGCCCCGGGAUGCCCGCCCCCCUCGACGCGGUGAUCGCCUGCGUGGGAGCCCUCGCUGAGCGCUCCUCGCUGGGGGCCCUCGCCGCCGUGGCCAUGAUAGUCCAGUUCGACUUGUGCCUGCGGCCCAGCGAGUCGUCGCUGGCACACCUGUGCCUCUGCGACGCCAAGUGCCAGCAGCGCUGCCCGCCCUCCGCCGAGGCCGUGCAGGGCCAGAUCAGGAAACUCCGCGAGAACUUGCCCGGGGCCAUGACCAGGUCCAACAGCAUGGCGAACGUGCCAUCCUUGGCGCUGGCCGACAUAUACGCCGCGGCAAAAAUGAGCAAGAAGAAGCCUGGUGUCGCCAAGUUGAGGAAGAAGUUCGCGAGGGCAUGUUGCGGGGCGAUCAAGUGCGGCGACGACGCCGCGGCGGCGUGCGUCAACGGAGACCCGGGGAGGACGGAGAACGGCGGACGGGGAGGGGCCGCCGUGUUGACGGGCUACGGCGAGAUUCUCGGAGAGGCCAUCGCGUCUCAGGCCAACAUCCACGAGCAGUGGGGAGGCGUGGUCCCGCGCCUCGCGCAGGAGGGGCACCGCAACGCCAUCGACAAGACCGUGGAGGAGGCGCUCCGCCGGGCCGGCGUGGCCCCAGCCGAGCUCUCCGCGGUGGCGGUCACCGUGGGGCCAGGGCUGGGGCUGUGCCUGGAGGUGGGGGUGCGCAAGGCCCUGCAGAUUGCGGCGGCGCACGAUCUGCCGCUGGUCCGCGUGCACCACAUGGAGGCGCACACGCUGGUGACGCGGCUGCCGCCCGCGGCGGCGGGGCAGCCGGCGGCCGAGCAGCCGGCAAAGGCGCUGUCGCCCGCGUUCCCUUUCGUGACGUUGCUGGUCUCUGGGGGCCACAACAUGGCCGUCCUCAGUCGCGGCAUCGGCUCGCACACGAUCCUGGGCAGCACCAUCGACGACUCCAUCGGCGAGGCGUUCGACAAGACCGCGCGGCUGCUCGGGAUCACGCAGGUGCCCGGUGGCCCGCACCUCGAGCGGCUGGCGAAGGACACGAGGGCGAUCCCGACGUGCACACCUUCCCCGUGCCGCUCUCAAAGACGCGCGACCCCAUCUUGCAGACGGGCUGCGACUUCUCCUUCUCGGGCCUGA
Molecule: messenger RNA, 4485 nt
Organism: Prorocentrum cordatum
Lineage: Eukaryota; Dinophyceae; Prorocentrales; Prorocentraceae
Source: the annotation of a GenBank genome assembly